Messenger RNA from Aspergillus heteromorphus CBS 117.55, 1587 nucleotides. RefSeq names its product arsenic resistance protein. Gene Ontology annotation, biological process: arsenite transport; antimonite transmembrane transport. Gene Ontology annotation, molecular function: antiporter activity; antimonite transmembrane transporter activity; arsenite transmembrane transporter activity. The transcript is spliced from 4 exons. NCBI's taxonomy places the organism in Eukaryota, Fungi, Ascomycota, Eurotiomycetes, Eurotiales, Aspergillaceae. Gene Ontology annotation, cellular component: plasma membrane. The record is from RefSeq and is a predicted model, not a curated record. The coding region runs from base 1 to 1224 and encodes 407 amino acids.
AUGGCCCCCGAAAAACAACACCCACACUCAGAGUUCCAGGACCUAGAAUCUCAAUCCUGCAGUGAAAACAAUCCCCAAAGCCAAAACCAAAGCCUAAGCCAAAACGAAACCCCAAGCUGUGUUGAGAGCAAUGACAAGAAUGACAGCAGCGACAACAACGACAACGACAACGACAACGACCCCAUCUCCGCCUUCCACCAACUAGGCCUCCUCGACCGCUUCCUCGCACUCUGGAUCUUCCUCGCCAUGGCGGUGGGGAUCCUCCUGGGGAAUUUCGUCCCGAGCACGAGCACGGCGCUGCAGAGGGGGAAGUUUGUGGGUGUUUCGGUGCCGAUUGCAAUUGGUCUGCUGGUGAUGAUGUAUCCGAUCCUGUGCAAGGUUCGGUAUGAGACGCUGCAUCGGUCGUUCCGGGAAAGGGGGCUUUGGGUUCAGGUUGCUUUUAGCGUUGGUGUUAAUUGGGUGGUAGCGCCUUUGGUUAUGCUGGGUCUUGCGUGGGCGUUUCUUCCCGACGAGAGGGGUCUGCGAGAGGGGCUGAUUCUGGUUGGUAUUGCGCGGUGUAUUGCGAUGGUGCUCGUCUGGACAGGGCUCGCGGGGGGCGACAGCGAGUAUUGUGCAAUACUAGUGGCCAUCAACUCGAUCCUUCAGAUGGUUCUGUUUGCGCCGAUCGCCAUCCUCUUCAUCCGGGUGAUUGGCGGCGCGGACCACGGCCUGACGAUCGAAUACUCGCUGGCUGCGAAAAGCGUCGGUGUCUUUUUGGGCAUUCCCCUGGGCGCGGCGAUUGUCACCCGGUUUUGUCUCAGGGCGUUGGUCAGUGACGACUGGUACGAUAAGCAUUUCCUGAAGUGGGUCAGCCCCCUGUCCUUGAUCGGACUGCUGUUCACGAUCUUGGUACUGUUCGCGUCUCAGGGAAGACAUGUGGUCCACCAGAUCGUAUCUGUGAUCCGGGUGGCUGCUCCGCUGAUCGUGUACUUCUUUGUCAUUUUCAGUCUCACCCUCGCGGUGACGCGGUACCUGGGCUUCGGGUACAAGCUCUCCUGCACGCAGAGCUUCACUGCCGCGAGCAACAACUUUGAGCUUGCUAUCGCGGUCGCCAUAGCGACCUUCGGCGUGGACAGUGACCAGGCUCUGGCUGCGACAGUCGGGCCGCUUAUCGAAGUCCCUGUGCUUCUGGGGUUGGUGUAUGCAGUAAAGUUCUUGGCGAGAAGACGGAAGUGGCCGGCAUAAGUAGGAGAUAUUUUGUAAAAUCAUUAUAUAAUAUGAUUGGAAACGUUUUGAAGUAUUAGUUGUUGCUGAUCUCAUCCAGAACUUGGAACAGGAUCUGGUUCUGCACUCUGCAUCCUUCAUCCGUAGUCAAGCCUUUGGAAAACCCAGCCCAGAGUUUCCGGCGGAUCUCAGCCAUAUCCACCCCGCGUGUGUUGUAUUGGCUGAUUAGCUCAUCUGCAAUUGCGCAGAGAGUGGUGUUCAAGACGUCCUCGUUUGUGGGCCACGUUGCUGUGUCUUCGUUAGGCGUGCAGCCACAUACGGAUUGUUCUCCCGGUCCGGGUCCAUCAGAUGGUGGCUCGUUGUGAAGUGAAGUCUCUAGGGAAG